CGGGGGCCGGGGCGGCGGCCGUGCCCGGGGGCUGCCGCCAUGCGCCGGGGGCUGACCGCGCUCCGCGGCCUCCUCGGGGGAGGCUCCGCGGGGCGGCCGCUCCGGCUCCCGGCGCCCAGCGGGCCCCAGCCGACCCCCGCCGGCGGUCCCGAGCCGCUGGCUGAAGGGAGCGGGGGCGGCCAGCUCAACAUUCUGCCGUCCUUUGGGUUUCUUUUUGACAUUGAUGGUGUACUGGUACGAGGAAAGACUCCAAUACCUGCUGCAAAAACAGCCUUUCAAAAGCUAGUUAAUUCUCAGGGACAAUUCUUGGUGCCUGUAGUAUUUGUCACCAAUGCAGGGAAUUGCCUUCGCCAGAAAAAAGCUGAUCAGUUGUCUAAUAUACUAGGAGUUCCAAUUUCACAAGACCAAGUGAUGAUGUCACACAGUCCUCUGCGGAUGUUCAAACGUUAUCAUGAAAAAUGUGUUCUUGUAUCUGGACAAGGGCCGCUUCUGGAUAUUGCUCAAGAUCUUGGUUUCAGUCAACCCAUCACCAUUGAAACAUUGCGGGAGAAAUACCCUUUGCUAGAUGUAGUUGACCAUGACAGAACACCUGAUGUUUUGUACCCCUCUGCUGUGGAGCUUCCCAAGAUUGAGGCUGUUGUUUUGUUUGGGGAGCCAGUCAGAUGGGAAACCAACCUUCAAUUGAUCAUAGAUGUUUUGCUGACAAGUGGCUAUCCUGGAAAUCCUUAUCACCAUGAAAAUUACCCUCAUAUACCUGUACUUGCUUGUAAUAUGGAUCUGAUGUGGGUAGCUGAAGCACAGUCUCCAAGGUUUGGGCAUGGAACAUUCAUGGUUUGUCUGGAAAACAUUUACAAGAAGAUCACUGGCAAAGAUCUGAAAUACGAGGCCUUAAUGGGCAAGCCUAGUGAACUGACCUAUCAGUACGCAGAAUACCUUGUCAGGACUCAAGCAGCAGAAAGACAAUGGAAGCAACCUAUUCAAACUCUUUAUGCUGUUGGAGAUAAUCUCAUGACUGAUGUCUACGGUGCUAACCUUUACAAUCGCUAUCUUGAAGAGAAGAACUCCAGAAAAGGUUCAAAAACACAGAUUCAGGCCAAAGUUGCUGGAGGCAGAGGGUCUGCUGCUCUCUCUCAGGAUGAUGAAAUAGACAACAGUUGGGAGAAUGAAUUAGCAUCUGCUGCUGCUACCCACUGUAGUGUGUCUGUAGGUGCAUUGCCUCUCUACUUUGACGUGUAAAUCUGUAAAAGAAAUGCCCAUAUAAGCUGAUGAGGGCUGAGUUGUUAAAACCGUUUUUAGAACUCCUGCAAAGCUGAACUGAAGAAAGGCAGCUAACAACGGCUGUUCUGCAUGGCAUAAUACCUGGCCUUUUUGUUGUUACCUUUUUAUUUGCAGUUCUAUGGGGAAUUUAGAAUUUUAGAAAACUUUAGAAAAUUUCAGGCAUUUCUCUCAGCUGGACUUCUCCACUGAAUGUGUGACUGUUAUUUGGGCAAAAAGUGCCUAGUAAUUUACUUGAAGCUUCAUGCCACUGUGGUAGUUAACUGGCCUUUAGAUUAAUAUAUUUUCUCUGUAUCAAUGUUAUGUGUUCGGUUCAUGGAUUUUAUAUCUGUUCAUUAAAAAUGUAAUUUAUUUUA
Molecule: messenger RNA, 1631 nt
Organism: Oxyura jamaicensis (ruddy duck)
Lineage: Eukaryota; Metazoa; Chordata; Aves; Anseriformes; Anatidae
Product: haloacid dehalogenase-like hydrolase domain-containing 5
Exons: 9
Coding region: 40-1236 (398 amino acids)
Biological process (GO): glycerophospholipid biosynthetic process
Cellular component (GO): mitochondrion
Source: RefSeq, a predicted model, not a curated record